AUGCAAACUAUCAAGCUCGGCUUGACUUCGCCCAAAGACGAAGCCAAGGUUGUUCCUAUCCAGUACGACGCGGAAUGCCCAUUCAAGUACAAUAAUUUUGUCUACCGCAUCUCCCUAGCUUCUCCCAUUGCUUCGAAUCAGGAUGGACCUACGCAACCCGGCUGUGUCGCCAUACCUAAAGACACCAAGGAGCUUAUAUUACGGCUCACCAACCCCGAUGCAGAGGGAAUGAGCCUCCAGACCCGCGUUGAAAAUGAGGUAGCAAAUAUCUACCUCGCAUCCGCCGCCCUUAGCGAUAUUACACCCCAUGUCGUACCAUCAGUGUAUGCCUGGGGCAGCGCAGCGGGCGAACCCUCGCAAGGUUGGAUAUUCCAAGAGCUAAUGCCUGGUACGCCUCUAGACGAAGCAUUUGGCGCAAUGGAUAUUACGCAGAAGCAGCAGAUAUUCACACAAAUGGCGAAGAUGCUGAAGGCUUUACAUGAUUACAAGUUACCCGAUAGUAUCACUGGGUUUGGCGGGCUGACCUUAGAUGAUGCUGGUCAUAUUAUCAGCUCUGUUAUGCCGAGUGUUGGCGCUGGGCCGUGGCCUUCAUACGAAGCGUCUUUCAAAGCCAUGUUUGAAUCACUGAGCUCGAAAGAUGAAAAGUCCAUUUUGCAUUGUGAUUUCACUACAAAUAACAUUUUAUUUGACGCCAGCUCAGGACGUAUUACAGCUCUCAUUGACUAUGAUUUCAGCUGUGUUUUGCACAGAUCUUACGAGUUUCUUCGCUCCCUUGAUAACGCUGGUGGCCAAUUUUGCGGGUGGUCUGGUGACGACGACAGUGAGCAGAUGGCACUUAGGGGAGCAAAACUCCAUGGCUUUCCGUCACCGCUUCCACAGUCAACCAAAGAUGGCGUCCAGUGGGAGGUUGCAAAGGCAUGGGAGUGUGAGUUGGAGAAGCUAGGCGUGGAGCGUCCGAGAACCAUUGAUGGGAUUGACAAAGUAGCGGAUGUUGAUGCUGUGCUUCGAGGUAUUUUGCCCUGGCGCCUAAGCAAUUCGGAUAUCGUGCGCUUGCAGUCUGAGGAGGUGAAACUAGGUCACAGAGAGAAGUGUGAGAAGGAGCUGAGAAAUAUGCUCGUUCGUCUGGGAUUUUAA
Molecule: messenger RNA, 1134 nt
Organism: Microsporum canis CBS 113480
Lineage: Eukaryota; Fungi; Ascomycota; Eurotiomycetes; Onygenales; Arthrodermataceae
Exons: 4
Coding region: 1-1134 (377 amino acids)
Source: RefSeq, a predicted model, not a curated record